Messenger RNA from Linum trigynum, 2576 nucleotides. NCBI's taxonomy places the organism in Eukaryota, Viridiplantae, Streptophyta, Magnoliopsida, Malpighiales, Linaceae. The record is from the annotation of a GenBank genome assembly.
CCAAAUUCAAAUGGGAACAAGAUUUGGGGUCGGAUACUAUGCCUAUCCCCAAAGGGUUGACUUUUUAACACCCCCUUUAUGAUUGACUAAUUUUAUUUUUAAUCAUUGACAAGUAUUAAUUAAACUUGUUUUUUAUUUUUUUAAUCUUGUAAUUUUGGUUCUCUCACCCACAUUGGAAAGAGAAAGAACUUGGGGAACGAGAAAAAAGCACCCCCCAAAUGUGCAAUUAAUUGCCAUUUUUGUCUUUCUUUCGUCUCCUUUUCUCUCCAUUUGGACCCCCUGUCCAUUUUGAUUUCAUUUUCACCAGAAGCCUCCUGUACUCUGAAAUGACCAAAACCCUCCCCCAUUUUCAUCUUCCUCUUCCUCCCGUCGCCGCCACCACCCCUCUCCGCCCUCUUCAUCCACGCCUUCCACUUGUGCCGCCUCCAUCCCUACAACCGCCGUACUCCUCCUGCGUCUCCCCCCAUCACCAUCCUCCUAUCUCCAUCCGCCGCCGUCCUGGGAUCGCCUCUGACCUAUCGAGUGGGUUGCUUGCCGUCGGAGGACAAGACGCAAGGUUAUCAACGAAGAUCAAACAUAUGAAGGCCACACCGAGAGGGAAGACGGAUCCAACAUUCCGCGCGACGAUUCUCGACAUGCCAAGAACGACGACUCUUGUGCAACAUCAAAUGAUGGGGGUGAAGACGAGAUCGGACUCUCAUCCCGAACGCAGGAGGGAUUGAUGGCCACCGAAAAUAAACCCGCCAGAGAUGAAGAAUAACAUGGAGGGCGGCGGGAGGUUGUUACUUACGGCUCCCUGUAUUGAAGUUCAACUCUACAAUGUCUAGGAGACGUCGGUACUGUCGUGAACAUGUACCACUGAUCUGGUACAUGUACCACUGACCUGAUACUAGUAUGAGUGCAACUAUUCAAGCCAUACUUUCAACACCAAAAUGUUACAACCCACUUGUAGUGUUAGAUAUAUUGAACUUGUACCAUUAGCAAAAUUGAAACUCAUCCUAAAUGUUGCCAUUGCAGUGUUCGAUAGACUUUGGAGUGGUACCAUUGAAAUGGUACAUGUAUCACUGAACUGAUAUACUAGUGAACUAAUACAUGUACCACUGAACUGAUAUAUGUACAACCAAUAUGAUACGUAAACAAACAAGCAACUUCCCAUUGGAGUGGUACGUGUACCAGUGGAGUGAUACUGUUUAGGCUUAAAAAAAUUGACCCUACUUAAAAAAAUACGUGUACCAGUGGAGUGAUACUAUUUAGGCUUAAAAAAGGAAACGCACCAAUGGAGUGGUACGUGAACCAGUGGAGUGGUACGUGUACUAGUGGAGUGAUACUGUUUAGGUUUAACCAUAUGUCCUGUUUAGGCUUAAAAAAAUUGUGAAGGCUUUAUGUUUAUUCACAUUCGAAGGAUAAUUUAUUGCUUUUGGCAUUGUUGUUGGCAUUUCCCUAAUUUUGCAACCCAUUUUGGAACACAGUUUUUGGCUACUAAUGGAAAGUUCCUAUUUUGUUGACUGAUUGAAAUGUUUAUUGUGUUGCUUGUGCCAGAAUUAUAUUUCAUGAUCAAGUAAGUAUGAGUAUUGGUAUAUUGAGGACAGUCUUAAUUAGUACCAGUUCAGUGGUAUAAGUACCAGUUAAUUGAUAUGUAUACCAGUCUAGUGGUAUAAUACAAGUUUAGUAGUAUAUAUGUACCAAUGAAGUAGUAUGACUACCGCUAAAGUUGUGCGAAGACCAUUUCUAUUCUAUUACUCGUCGGCAAAGAUAUUUCCAUGAAAUUGAAAGAAGUUAACCAAUAAUUACGACAAAGAAAAAUAAUAAAUUCAAUUCCAAACUUCAAAAGCGGGGAGACCACAAUAUUUCCAUGAUGAUGUAUUUCUUAGUUGAGACCUAGCGUAUUGUUCCUUAUACUGGCUCUCACGACGCCAUUUUUUGUUGGUACCCGCACUCGAGGCAGGAGCUUGGCCUAUCUCAACUUUUACCGUUUCCUCUUUGUCAUGGCCAUUCCUGAGGUCAUUGGGUAGGAAGACAAUAAUCAGAAAUAUCAUUGAAGUGAUAGAAAUGUGAGAGCGAUAAGUAAGACAACUAGCCAUAAACAACUAGCGAUAAGUAAGACAACUCAAAACUGUCAUUGGAGUGGUACUUUUACUAGCCAUAAAAAACAUUAUAUACUACUUCGAUGAAAGACACACCUUCAACUAAUUGGAAACAGAACUACCAUUGAAAGUGGUACAAAUAUUAGCCACAAUAAACAUUUUAUAGAAAUACGAGUUCGAUAAGUAAGACAACUAUCACUGUAGUGGUAGAAUUACCAAUACAUCUUUGCACCUGCUGACUCCCUCCGAGCACCUGCAAAAAAGUACCACUACACUGGUAAGACAUGUCACUUCACUGGUACAAACACCACGAGAAUAAAAAGCUUAUCACUGAUAACGUUCAACAGAAACUCAAACAGUGGUAGAACUACCAUUGCAGUGGUAACAUUGCACCGGUAUCAAUACCAGUACACUGGUACUAAUACCACAUGAAAAAAUCCAUACCUAGAAACUCAAAGACACAUAUCUGGGUAAUGAAAAUACCAUUGAACU